Molecule: messenger RNA, 1796 nt
Organism: Arabidopsis thaliana (thale cress)
Lineage: Eukaryota; Viridiplantae; Streptophyta; Magnoliopsida; Brassicales; Brassicaceae
Product: Pectin lyase-like superfamily protein
Exons: 6
Coding region: 324-1592 (422 amino acids)
Biological process (GO): carbohydrate metabolic process
Molecular function (GO): polygalacturonase activity
Source: RefSeq, marked reviewed
UGAAAUUCUAUAUUAAUUCUUAACAUUUACCUUUAUCUUGUUUUUGUUCCUAAGAACGUUUUCUAAAAUUCUCCAAAAUGGGCCCAAAAGUAUGAAAUCCAAAUUGAGCCCAAAGUUGUGAUCCAGUGAAACGAUAAAGCUCUCACGAGGUUCAAGCUCCCACAAGCUCAGAUCGUGGGCGGUAAAAGAAACGGUUAACUAAUUGUAAAAAAUGAUUUUUUUUUUUCUACUUCACUAAAAUAUUACAGUUUUUUUUAGCAAAAGUAAAAGUUUCGAGAAACUCUGAAAAAGCAGUUUUCAAUCUUAGGAGCAGUGUAUGUGUCAUGUACAUCGAGAUGGAGAAUUUUCGUUACCUGAAAUUUUUCUUCUUCUUCAUCUUUGUAAUAUUAUCUCCUUCUGAAGCAGGAAAUAUAGUAGACAAAAGCUCUGUUUUCCUUGUUGAUGUCCGUAGCUUUGGUGCUCGAGCUAAUGACCACAGAGACCACACCAAGGCCUUUGUAGCAGCAUGGGACAAAGCAUGCAAAUCAUCUUCAAGCUCUGUGAAUCUUAUAAUCCCAAGAGGUGAAUUCUCUGUUGGUUCUCUCAGAUUCUCUGGUCCUUGCACUAAUGUAUCCAAUCUCACUGUCCGAGUUAAGGGUCAUCUCAAGGCAUCAACUGAUCUGUCAAAGUAUAGAUCAGGCGGUGGUUGGAUUCAGUUUGGAUGGAUCAAUGGCUUAACUCUUACCGGAGGUGGAACAUUUGACGGUCAAGGCGCUUUAGCUUGGCCGUUUAAUAACUGUACUUCUGAUUCUAACUGCAAACUCCUUCCAACUAGCUUGAAGUUUGUGGGGAUGAACAGAACAGUUGUGAGAAGGAUAAGCUCAGUGAAUAGCAAGUUCUUUCAUAUAGCAUUAGUAGAAUGCAGAGACUUCAAAGGGACAAGACUCAACAUCACUGCUCCUUCUGAUAGUCCAAAUACAGAUGGUAUACAUAUCGAACGCAGUUCGAAUGUGUAUUUCUCGCGUUCACAUAUCGCAACUGGAGAUGAUUGUGUCUCGAUAGGACAAGGAAAUUCUCAGAUUACAAUCACAAGUAUCAAAUGUGGACCAGGACAUGGUAUCAGCGUUGGGAGUUUAGGGAGAUAUCCAAAUGAGAAAGAUGUUAAUGGACUGGUGGUGAAGGAUUGCAAGAUAAGCGGUACGACGAAUGGGAUAAGGAUCAAAACUUGGGCUAAUUCUCCUGGUCUAAGUGCUGCUACCAACAUGACUUUUGAGAAUAUUAUUAUGAACAAUGUGACUAAUCCAAUCAUCAUUGAUCAGUCUUAUUGUCCUUUCUCUUCUUGCAUUUCAAAUGUACCUUCAAAGGUUGAGCUGAGUGAGAUAUACUUCAAGAAUAUAAGAGGGACAUCAUCUUCACUGGUCGCGGUGCAGCUGCAUUGUAGCAGAGGAAUGCCAUGUAAAAAAGUGUACUUAGAGAAUGUUCAUCUUGAUCUUUCUUCGUCUGAUGGAGGAAGAAAACAGAGUAGUAACAGAGGAAAUGAAGCUGUCUCUUCUUCUUGUAGAAACGUUAGAGCUAAUUACAUUGGGACUCAAAUCCCACCUCCAUGUCACUAAUCAUCAUCAUCAUCAUUACUAUCGUCAAUUCAUCAUUUUGAAGUUUAUCUAGUACUUAAACUUUUGUGCUUUCUUUUUGGACACGUUAUCUUCAUAUGGUCAUAUUAAGUUUGCUACUUUUGUUGUCUAUAGAUAAAGUGCUACUACGCUAAGGAAUAUUUUUGGCUAAAUAAUAAAAGAAAUAUGACAAGAAAAAACUGGUUG